This is a messenger RNA of Linum tenue, 2401 nucleotides long. The record is from the annotation of a GenBank genome assembly. Lineage: Eukaryota; Viridiplantae; Streptophyta; Magnoliopsida; Malpighiales; Linaceae.
AGAUACCCAACCAAGCUCAAUAGAAACCUACCUUCUUUCUUCCAAGUAGGUUGAUACUUGAUACCUAAACCUAGCUCCCCACCGGAUUCUUCCACUGAACCCGAAAGCCAAAAAAAAGCAGGGGAGGGAAAUGAAAGAGGCCAGAAGCUGCUAUAAUUUCCCAUCGCAGCAAGUGAAGAAACUUACAAAAAAGGGCAAGCCGCUCUCUCUCCCUCUCCCUCUCCCUCUAUAACUAACUGUAAAUGCCGGUAGUGGCAGUGGUAGUGGAGAUGGUGGGAUCCCCAUUUCCGGCCAAAAAGGGAUGGCGAAGAUUUAAUGGCACUCGCCGUUGACGAAUUCUCCUCCCCCCUCCGGCCCCUCUUUUUUGCUUUUGCCCCUUUCACUUCCCUUCCCUAUCUCUCUGCCGCCUACCUCCUCAAAGUCCCCACGUGCCUUCCCUUUCUUCCCUAUAUAAUCCCUUUCUCUCCCUCCCCAUUUCCACUCAUCAUCGUAUCUCCCUUCUUCAAUUCCCCUCACUCUGUUUUUUUUCCAUUGCUCUGUUUUCUCUGCAAAACAACAAAGAUGGUCGAGAGCGACAGCGGCAACGGGAAUGGGGAAGUUCCUUACCACCGUCACAGUCACCAUGCCCUCGACGUCUCCAUGGACACUCCUUCCAUCAUGGCCUCCAAGUGCUUCGAUGACGACGGCCGCCCUAAACGAACUGGAAGCAUUUGGACUGCAAGUGCUCACAUCAUAACGGCGGUCAUCGGUUCCGGUGUCCUCUCGCUGGCUUGGUCAACCGCUCAGCUUGGUUGGAUCGCCGGUCCGACCGUUCUCUUCCUCUUCUCCUUCGUCACUUACUACACCUCCACCCUCCUCGCCUCCUGCUACCGCGCCGGCGACCCUGACACCGGCAAGCGGAACUACACUUACAUGGCGGCCGUCAAAUCCACCCUCGGUAUGUCUUCUACUUACUUCAUCCACCCUCCUUCUGUAAUCUAUUUCCGUGUACAAGUUUCGAACUCAUCGGCUGACACGAAAUUUGGAUGGUCAGGCGGUUACCAUGUUAAGAUCUGCGGGUGUGUUCAGUACGUUAAUCUCUUCGGUGUUACCAUCGGCUACACAAUCGCUUCUUCCAUUAGCAUGAUGGCAGUGAAGAGGUCGAAUUGUUUCCACAGAAGCGGAGGAACUGAUCCCUGCCAUAUGAACGCCAACCCGUACAUGAUUGCGUUCGGAGUAAUCGAAAUCCUCUUCUCCCAAAUCCCGGAUUUCGACCAGCUCUGGUGGCUCUCCUUCGUCGCCGCCGUCAUGUCGUUCACUUAUUCCACAAUCGGACUCGGCCUCGGCGUCGGCAAAGUCAUCGAGAACCAAGCUAUUAAGGGAAGCCUCACCGGAAUCGGAAUCGACGUCGUUUCCCCCACCGAUAAAGUCUGGCGUAGCUUCCAGGCCCUCGGCGGCAUCGCCUUUGCUUACUCCUUCUCCAACAUCCUCAUCGAAAUUCAGGACACGAUCAAAUCCCCGCCGUCAGAAUCAAAGACGAUGAAGAAAGCAUCUCUGAUCAGCAUCUCAGUGACCACCGUCUUCUACAUGCUCUGCGGCUGCUUCGGCUACGCCGCCUUCGGCGACCAAGCCCCCGGAAACCUCCUCACCGGAUUCGGAUUCUACAACCCUUACUGGCUCCUCGACAUCGCGAACGUCGCCAUCGUCGUCCACCUCGUCGGAGCUUACCAAGUCUUCUGCCAACCCAUCUACGCAUUCGUCGAGAAGCUGGCCGCCAACAAUUUCCCCGACAGCAACUUCAUCACCAAGGAGUUCAGAAUCCCACUCCCCUGGGGCCAUUACAACUUCAACUUGUUCAGAUUGGUGUGGAGGACCAUCUUCGUCAUUACCACAACUGUGAUCUCCAUGCUGCUCCCGUUCUUCAACGACGUCGUGGGUCUUUUGGGGUCGGUGGGGUUCUGGCCGAUGACCGUUUACUUCCCGGUGAAGAUGUACAUUGCACAGAUGAAGAUCCCCAAGUGGAGCACAAGAUGGGUGAGCCUUCAGAUCCUGAGCAUGGCUUGUCUGAUGAUCUCCAUCGCCGCCGCGGCCGGGUCCAUCGCCGGGAUGAUCGUCGAUCUCAAGACCGUGAAACCGUUCCACAUGAAAUAUUAGAAGGAUUGAAAGGAAGAAGAAAAAAAACGCCAAAGUCUCUCUUUUCUUUUUAUCUUUUUAUGUAUGUAAUAUUAUUAUUAGGUUAUCAAUUACUAAGAACAAGGAAGGAAAGAAACCAACAUGUGUCGUUGAGGUCCUCUCUUCUUUGGAUGUAUCUCUCAUUAAAAAAUCUUCCAAUUGUUAACAAACCAUGAAUUGAAUUGAAUUGAAUUGAAUUGAAUUGAAUUAAAUGGUGUACUACUGGACUUGGACUGCACUCUCUUUCAAU